Molecule: messenger RNA, 264 nt
Organism: Dovyalis caffra
Lineage: Eukaryota; Viridiplantae; Streptophyta; Magnoliopsida; Malpighiales; Salicaceae
Source: the annotation of a GenBank genome assembly
AUGGCUUUGCCUGUCCUGUACGUUACUUUGACUGUCCACCAGUUUGGUCCCAGCAUCGUGGUCGAUGGGAAGGCUGUCCAGCAUGAACCAUUAGCGGGGAGGGGAGAGUUGCCAUGGUCGGCUGACAUGGCACGCGAGAUCACGACAUUUGGCCCUCAAUGGUUGGCCGGCACCGCCAAUCAGAAUUUUCGUAAUUGGCUAAAGACUUGGGAGAUAAGUACGUCGAUUGUCUACGUUGCUCCAUUGAAAGAAUGCCACCUGUAA